Messenger RNA from Pseudogymnoascus verrucosus, 612 nucleotides. RefSeq names its product mitochondrial 54S ribosomal protein mrpl51 (gene MRPL51). Gene Ontology annotation, biological process: mitochondrial translation. The record is from RefSeq and is a predicted model, not a curated record. The coding region runs from base 38 to 451 and encodes 137 amino acids. Gene Ontology annotation, cellular component: mitochondrial large ribosomal subunit. The transcript is spliced from 3 exons. NCBI's taxonomy places the organism in Eukaryota, Fungi, Ascomycota, Leotiomycetes, Thelebolales, Thelebolaceae. Gene Ontology annotation, molecular function: structural constituent of ribosome.
CACGAGUUUAGAGACCACGACAAGUCAAUUACACAUCAUGGGUGCGAAAGCGUUAAAGAAAUUGUCCUCUGGACAGAAUGGCGUUGGCGCCUUCAUCCUGCAGUGCAAGAAGCUCGAUUUCCACUACUGCGACUGGGCUGGUAGCUCAAGGGGCAUGAACGCAUUCCUCCGCGACCAACUCCCCGCCUUCGCUGCCGCCAACCCAAGCAUCGAAAUCACCGUCUCUCCCCGUCCGAGCAAACACCCGGUCAUCAAGGGCACAUUCAUCAAUGGUCGCGAGAAGGCAAUUUGCGUCAGAAACUUACAGCCGAUGUCGAUUCUACAGAAGGCUGUUCUGCUGAGGGAUGCGUCGGGCGAGAAGCUGAAGACCGAGACGAAGCCUGUCAAGUCUAUCAACGACAGUGUGAGAGGUAUCUGGUCGCCAUACCACAGCGGGCCGAUGACGGUCUAGGGAGGGCGUAUGGGUGGAUGGUUGUGGGAUUGUAUGAAAGGAAGAAUACCAGAAGUUGGGGCAUUGAGGGCGUUUAGGGAAGACUGUAUACUAUGUACAAAAUCGAAAUAGGAGCGAAUUACAUCUAAGAAGAAUUUGAAGCUACAAAUUGGUUCACAAGG